AUGUUCAAUAACAGGCACUGGGUAUUCCAACAAGAUUCGGCGCCAGCUCAUAGAGCGAAGAGCACACAAGACUGGCUGGCGGCGCGUGAAAUCGACUUCAUCCGGCACGAAGACUGGCCCUCCUCCAGUCCAGAUUUGAAUCCGUUAGAUUACAAGAUAUGGCAACACUUGGAGGAAAAGGCGUGCUCAAAGCCUCAUCCCAAUUUGGAGUAA
This is a messenger RNA of Parnassius mnemosyne (clouded apollo), 213 nucleotides long. Lineage: Eukaryota; Metazoa; Arthropoda; Insecta; Lepidoptera; Papilionidae. The record is from the annotation of a GenBank genome assembly.